This is a messenger RNA of Ilex paraguariensis (yerba mate), 666 nucleotides long. The record is from the annotation of a GenBank genome assembly. Lineage: Eukaryota; Viridiplantae; Streptophyta; Magnoliopsida; Aquifoliales; Aquifoliaceae.
AUGGACAUGGUGACAGAGGUCCCAACGCCAGCAAUAUCAGAGCUAGUAAGGGCACUAGAACAAGCAACCCUAAUGGCAAAACAACUCGCAAACACCACAGACCCAUCCCAAGUCCUCCAAUUCCGCUCUUCUCUCCACUCAGCUCAGCACCACCUGUCUUCUUUCCUCUCCCAAACCACCCACCAACCACCCCACAAUCCACCACCGCCACCCCACACAACCACAACAGAAAACUCCAUCACCUCCGCCGUGGGGGCCGAUGAGAACGACGCAGAGCCGAUGGAAGUGGGCGACGAUGAUGAAGUUGAAACGGAGCAGAAUUCGAAGACAACAGUUGAGAGGGUUGAGGAAAAAAUGAGGGAUUGUUUUAUUCAGAAUAAGAGGGUGAAGAGGCCGUUGUCGCCGACGGCAGCGGCCGUGGCGGAGCUGCGGCGGAUCUCUAGGGAUGAAUUUGCGAGGGAUUUGGAAGAGUUUGAUCCUCAUGGGACUAAGUUGAGGGUGCCCUUGGAUUCUGAUUAUGGUGGUUGGAAUCCAGAAAAUGUCCCCAUGUGGAAGAUCCUGCUAGAGAACCCCGAAAGCAAUUCUGUAAAACAGAGACUGAUCAUAGCCUGCAUGAUUUUCAAUUACUACCAGAGCAAUUUCAAAACGAUGACUUUCCACUGUUAA